This is a messenger RNA of Hyaena hyaena (striped hyena), 753 nucleotides long. Its product is annotated as cytochrome c oxidase subunit 4 isoform 2, mitochondrial. NCBI's taxonomy places the organism in Eukaryota, Metazoa, Chordata, Mammalia, Carnivora, Hyaenidae. The transcript has 5 exons. The coding region runs from base 92 to 640 and encodes 182 amino acids. The record is from RefSeq and is a predicted model, not a curated record. Gene Ontology annotation, biological process: mitochondrial electron transport, cytochrome c to oxygen.
CUCCGUUACUUGCUAGGCUGACCUAGCUCGCUGCGCUGAGCCCAGAGGUGAGUGAGUGGGUGGGAGAGCUCGGCUGCCCGGCGGGUGAGGGAUGCGGCCGCUUGGACCCCUGCUUUCGCCACCGAUGUUCUUCAGAGCUGCUUGGAGCUUGGCGUUGAGGAAAGGAGGGCCUGGGAUUCGGCAGAUGCACAGCCCAGGAAGCGCCGCCCGCAGCAAGGAGAAGAUGCCCCCCUACACCAACUACCAUGCCCAGCGCUCCUACCCCAUGCCUGACGAGCCCUUCUGCACAGAGCUCACUGCUGAGCAGCGGGCCCUGAAGGAGAAAGAGAAGGGCAGCUGGACCCAGCUAAGCCAUGAUGAGAAGGUGGCCUUGUACCGGCUCCAGUUCCAUGAGACCUUCGCGGAGAUGAACCGUCGCUCCAAUGAGUGGAAGACAGUGAUGGGCUGCGUCUUCUUCUUUUUUGGAUUCACGGCUCUGAUGAUUUGGUGGCAGCGCAUCUACGUGUUCCCGCAGAAGCCCGUCACCCUGACGGAUGAGUGGAAGGCGCGGCAGCUCCAGCGCGUCCUGGACAUGAAGGGCAACCCCGUGCAAGGCCUGGCCUCCCGGUGGGACUAUGAGAAGAAGGAGUGGAAGAAGUGACGCAUCCGGGCAUCCUGGCUGCUCUCCCUGAGCUCCACCCUGGCCUCGGGCCCGCAGAGGGCCCUUCGCUCCUCUCAAUCCCAAUAAAGCUGGUCUGUUCUCUUCUGCCUGCA